UCCAUGACAUAGAUACAACUCUCACAUGCUGUGGUAGAUGCUCCUAGAGAGAGAAACAGGGUUCUAGAGAGAGAAAGUGUUGUUCCUUUCUGUUUGCCAUCUUUUGCAGUGUGGUAGCAUUUGGGUUUCACAGAGCUCUUUUUAUUUCUGGUGGGGUUCAAGGUGAGGGGUGAAGCCAAGCAAGAUUUCGAUUUCUGUUUUUAUGCUCAGAAAUGUUCAAUUGCUUCUGCGAUUUUAAGGAACCCUAAUUGUGCCUGAGAUUCUGCCGCUCUGAUUCUAAAGCCUUUACCUGGAGAACUUUUUCUAUUAAUUGGGGUCAAUAGUGACGAAGUAUGUCAACCAGUUAUUUAUGGCUGAAGAAAGGCUUUCUUCAUUUGUUGGUUUAGCUUUUGUAAUGGUGCCAACAUGUAGACCAGCAACAGAAACCGCAUAGUGAAAUCGCAUCUGUCAGCAGAGAUGUUGAUCAGCAACGAUGUAGAGGAUUUGUUUGAUGAUAACUUUGAAGGAUCUAACGAAGAAAGACAGAUUUUUUCAGAGGUCUUUUCUGGUAAUGACAUUUUUCAGUCCAGUCAGAAAUGUGUUGUUCCUGGAGUUAUCAACUUUGAACACGAAUCUGCUAAAAACACAUUUAAAUCGUUCUGCUCUAGUAACGAAAACUCAGUUGCAUUGCAUCCCUCGUCUUCAAGACUUACACACCCUGAAGAGGGGAACUUUGUUGUAAUUGAGCAUUCUAAAGAGGCUGCUCCGGGAUGUUUGCCAGAGAGUUUCAUUUGUGAAGAACAGAAUGACGAGGAUGUGAAUGUCAAACGAAUGAAAUUUUCUCUGCAUGAACUUGCUUGUAGUAGAUCCGAUUCAGAAAAAAACUUGAGUUCAUCACGACUCUCAAAAGUAGCAGUUUCUAACCUGUCUAGUGCUGCUACAGGCUGUGAUAGGGAACCAAUUGCAUUCCGGUUGGUUGAAUCAUCCAAACAUGGUGUGAUAUCUAGUUGUUAUCUAUUGAACCAUAACAAUUUAAAUAAACAAGCUGUUAAGGAUGAGGUAGAUGCUACAAACUUUAACACAGCAACAGCAGACGGACAUAUUGCAAAAGAGGUGUCUAUAAGUAAAGCAGCUGCUUCUCCUGUUUCCCAGGAAAGCUUUGCGAGCAGGCUUGUAGUUACCAGUCCGUCAAUCACUGUUGUGAAGAAGUCUGGGUCUCCUUUAAAUCCUGAAGAAAUGCCGGAAUUGACUGAUGUGGACAUCUCAAAUUCACCAUCAACGCUACCGGAAGAGGACCCUCGUACUAUUCUGCAGUUUCAGAUUGUUCAGUUGCUUACGAUGGCAGGGUGGACUAUUGAGAAGCGUCAAAGGCCUAGCAGGCGUUAUCCAGAGUCAGUUUAUAGGACACCAAAGGGAAAGCCUAUUCGGGAAUUUACAAAGGCUUGGAGAAUAUGUGGUGAGCUAUUGUCUGUUGAAAAAUGCAAUUUAAUGUGCAGAGAUUAUAAGGAAUGGACUGAUAUUAGUCAAUUCUGGUCUGAUCUAUCCAGUGCACUGAUAAAUAUUGAUAAAACAAAGAUGCAGUCAGAAGACCCUGCUGCCAUGUUGGCAUAUCGAUGGUGGCUUUUGGAUCCUUUUGUAGUGGUUAUAUUUGUUGAUAGAAAGAUUGGUGCCCUGAAAAAGGGGGAGGUAGUGAAAGCAACUUGGAGUUUAGUUUCUAGUAAGUAUAAGGUGUCACGUGCUCCCAUUGAUUCAAACUCUGGAAAUUUGAAUCAGGUACCUGGAGGGUCUAAUGUAAAUUCAGUUCGUCAAGCCAAAAUUAGAAAUUCUAGAAGUCUUGAUAAGCAGAGUUCAGAAAACUAUCAGGAAACAGAUAAUAUUAUUGAUGGACAUGCGCCAAUGGACAUGUCAGAAGAAAAUAACACAUCCAGUGUGAGCUAUGGCUUGGUUCAUUCUCACGACUCAAGGGCUAUACAACAGUCUGAAUGUAGUGAGGAGGAGGGUGGGAAAAUCUUAGUAGAUCCUGCAUCUGGGAAAGAUAACACAUAUUCUGUUGCUAAUCUUACUCUUAGAAAGAAAAUGCGAAGGAAGUGCAAAAGGGUAUCUGAAAUUAAAAUGAGUAUGUCCUACCAUGGUGACAUGCUGGGCUCAACUGUCACUGACCAGGUGCAGUCACUAGAUGGUGAAGAAUGUGGUUUGGAAGAGGUCCAGAAUUAUCUAGUUGACAAUGCUGGAAGGAAAAGAAGCUGCAGAAAGUUAUCAUCUGUCAGUGCAAUUCAGAGAAAUAUCAGGAAAACAAACUGCUCCGUAACUGGAACGGAUAGGUCUAACAGAUGCCAGAUUAAAGAUGAUGAUUUAUUGGUGUCUGCAAUAUUCAGGAAUAAGGACUUUGGCCCAAAGGCAAUCCGGGGAAAUUCUAGAGCUAAAUCCUGCAAAUCAAGGGGCCAGAGAAAGCUUAAAAGCCAAAAGGGUCGUUGCAGGUUGCUGCCAAGGAACCCCUGUAAAGGAGGAAAGUACAACAAGGACUCUAAUAGGUUUUAUUUGGGUUCAAGGACAAUAUUGUCCUGGUUGAUUGAUAAUGGGGUCAUAUCUUUAAAUGACGUGAUUCAAUACAGAAAUGCUAAGGAUAAUGUUGUCAUUAAGGAUGGUAGGAUCACCAAAGAUGGUAUUAUAUGUAUAUGUUGUGGUAAGGUGCUUACAUUAUCUGAGUUCAAGUUGCAUGCUGGGUUUACAUUGAAUCGUCCCUGCAUGAAUAUUUUUAUGGAGUCUGGCGAGCCCUUUACAUUGUGCCUCCUUCAAGCUUGGUCAGCUGAAUACAAAGCCAGGAAAAGUCUGAAUCAAGCUGUGCAGACCGAAGAUAAUGACAAAAAUGAUGAUUCGUGCGGAUUAUGUGGUGAAGGGGGUGAGCUUAUAUGUUGUGAUAAUUGUCCUUCUACUUUCCACGCAGCUUGUUUGUCCACUCAGGAGAUCCCAGAUGGUGACUGGUAUUGUGCAAACUGCACUUGUAGGAUAUGUGGAAAUUUGGUUAUUGAUAAAGACACUUCAGAUCUGCAGGAUUUGUUACAAUGUUCACUGUGUGAACAUAAAUAUCACGAGACAUGCCUGAAAGAUAGAGAAACAAGAGAAGGAACAGCCUCAGACAUUUGGUUUUGUGGUCAGAGUUGUCAGGAGGUGUACACUGGACUCCAAUCUCAGGUGGGGUUAGUUAAUCAAGUUGCUGAUGGCAUCUCAUGGACGCUUCUAAGAUGCAUUCAUGAUGACCAAAAAGUUCAUUCUGCACAGUGGUUUGCCCUAAAGGCAGUAUGCAAUACGAAGUUAGCAGUUGCUCUUACUAUCAUGGAGGAGUGUUUUGUGUCAAUGCUUGAUCCAAGAACAGGCAUCCACAUGAUACCUCAAGUUUUAUAUAACUGGGGGUCUGAGUUUGCUCGUCUGAAUUUUCAAGGGUUUUACACCAUGGUAUUGGAAAAACAGGAUGUGUUAGUAUCUGUAGCAUCUAUCAGGGUGCAUGGAACCACAGUAGCAGAGAUGCCUCUAAUUGCUACUUGCAGUCGGUUUCGUCGACAGGGAAUGUGCCGGCUCCUUGUGAGUGCUAUUGAGGAGAUGUUAACAUCUUUCAAGGUGGAAAGGCUUGUGGUAUCAGCCAUUCCUGAUUUGGUUGAGACAUGGACUAAGGGCUUUGGAUUCAAACCCGUUGAUGAUGUUGAAAGGAAAAAAUUGAAUAAGUUUAACAUGAUGAUAUUUCCUGGGACAGUGUUUCUUGAGAAACCGUUACACAGGAAGAUGAAAACUGAAGUUGAAACAGGACUGUGUGAUGAAUCAACUCAAGCAACAGAUGAAUCCGUCAAAGUAUGUAUCAGUUCUGAAGGAAUGAACAUUACUGACUCAUUGCUACCGGAUGUUGCAAACAUUACUACCAAUCAAGUUGAAGCAAAGUCAGAACAUGAACCUGUGGAUGGUAAAAAUCAGUCAGACUAUGAAGCUGGCAGUGAUACCCUCAGAAAAGACGAUACACAACCUGUUGACGCUGCAUUGGAAGCCAAAGAAUCAACAGAAAUAAGUAGUAGCUGUUUUACGGAAGAGAUCAUCCAGUUGACAGUGUCUGGUGGCUCAGAGAAAUCCAUGGAAGAGAACAAUGUGAGCGAAUUGAGAACAUGCAAUAAAGUGGAAAUAGAAAGUGAUUCAGUAAAGCAAUCUAGUGAGAAUUUUUGUGCUAUCAAAGAUGGUGCUGAACCAAGUAUAAGGAUUUUGGAGGACAAGAAUAUCAAAAUAGGGGAGGGUCAGGAAAAUGCUUUGCAGGGCCAUUUUUCAAACCUAUCCUGCAAAACAUUUUUAGGCAGCAAUUUUGACACGGAUUCCAGUAUUGAAUGCUCAGUGAUGUAUGAUGAAACAGCUUUUUUUGGAACAUUUGCAAAGUCUGCAAGCUGAAUCAGAAGUUGAAAGAAAGUAGAUGUUUAGAGAGAUGUUGUGAUGCUCAUAACAAACUUGUGUAGGGUAUCUUACGGCAACUAACUGCAAAAUAUGGAAACAUAAAAUGGGUUCUAGACAACAGGGCUAGAUAAGUUAAAAUUGUGACCCAUUGUGUGUAGCUAGGGACUUAGUGUGCAGCAUAAGAUGGAUGCAAAUAAAAAUGUUUUUUGGUCUUGCCUUGGU
Molecule: messenger RNA, 4626 nt
Organism: Vigna unguiculata (cowpea)
Lineage: Eukaryota; Viridiplantae; Streptophyta; Magnoliopsida; Fabales; Fabaceae
Gene: ROS4
Product: Acyl-CoA N-acyltransferase with RING/FYVE/PHD-type zinc finger protein
Molecular function (GO): acyltransferase activity, transferring groups other than amino-acyl groups
Source: RefSeq, a predicted model, not a curated record